CUCUAUGGUGACCAGAACCAGGUAGCAUAUUGAGCAGCAGUUAGAGAGAGAGAGAAUGGGGACGAGGACCAAUUUCUACAAGAAUCCUUCAUUCGCUUACAACAGAGACUUCAAUCUCUCCUCUGCUCUUCGAAACCUCAAAGCUUACAACAUCGUGACUGGAAGCGCCUCCUUGACUGAUGGAGAACCUUCGAAUGAUGUGAAAGUCGAACGCCGUAAGCGUCGCCGAGACUCUGAAGCGCCGUGUGGCGGGAGCCGCGGCGCGAUGGAGGACGAUCGCCCCAUGUCUCACGAGGAAUACGUAGAAAAGACGAGGAGAGAAACGAGUGCAGCUCAGGUUUAUCAGGAAUUGACUCCUGAUGUUCUGGGGGCUUCGAGUUCGGGUUUGAACUUAGUUGACUAUGGAAGCGAUGGAAGCACUUCUGAAAAGGAUGAAGAGAAAGAGACUGAAGUUUGUGGCAAUAUUGUUGAAGGAGACCAAACCAACAAGGAAAGCAAUCUAGUUAAGAUUAGAAGUGAGCAAAGAUUUCCCCUGCCUGGAGAACCGGUUUGCCUGGUGUGUGGAAAAUAUGGAGAAUAUAUUUGCGAUGAGACGGAUGAUGAUAUCUGCAGCUUGGAGUGCAAAGCAGUGCUUUUACGAACUCUUAAAUUUAAAGAGGAUCCCUUGAGCAACCAAAAUCCAUUCACAGCUUCAGCUGAGUUUGUUCCUGGGUCAUCUGUUUCUGAAGAAGAAAAUGAUGUUUGGGAUUAUGGUCGUCACCGGUGGUCCAAUAGGAAGUCCAGUCUCUCCACUUAUCUCUGUGCUACCUGUCAGAGGCCUGGGCACCUUGCUGAAGAUUGCUUGGUUGCAGCUAGACAAAACAAAUCAACUUCCAUAUCCAAAGAUCUUCUGGGACUUUAUAGAAGAUGCGAGCAGAUAGGGAAAAGUUCAUCCGCAGCAAGGUGCAAUGAAUGUCAAUCCCCGUUUAGUUUGGCGACUUGCAUUGAUUGUAGUAGAGUAAUAUGUGAUGGUGCAGGUCAUUUGGAUGAGCACAUUAAAACGAAUUCCUCUCACCGACGAUAUUAUUCUCACAAGCUCAAGCGCUUGGUGAAAUGCAGUAAAGCAACAUGCAAAGUGACAGAUAUAUCUGAUCUUUUGGCUUGUCAUUACUGUUUUGACAAAGCCUUUGACAAGUUCUAUGACAUGUGUACUGCAAGUUGGAAAGGAGCAGGACUUGCAAUAAUAAGAGGGUCUAUCAGCUGUGAAGAUCAUUUUUCAUGGACCUGUCAACAAAACCAGGCACAGAAUGAAUUGUCUGAAUGCUGGUGCAGAGGAUAGUGCAUAUAUCGUCAGUAGGCAUCCUCAAAGGGGAAAGCAUGUUCAGAUCAGCGAAUUCAUAUUCUGAUCCUUGGUGGGGGAGAAACCGGGGUAUUAUUUGAUUGCUCGGUCCUUGUACAGCUAUUUAUGGAGAGAGAGAGCUGACUGUAGGACUUCAAGAUCCUGGGUUUUCCAAGUCCAGAAGCAGCCCCGUCGAUGGAAGAAUGAUCUGGCUCGUUGAUGAGCUUGAAUUGUAAUUCCCAACUUGU
Messenger RNA from Rhodamnia argentea, 1566 nucleotides. RefSeq lists its product as uncharacterized. NCBI's taxonomy places the organism in Eukaryota, Viridiplantae, Streptophyta, Magnoliopsida, Myrtales, Myrtaceae. The record is from RefSeq and is a predicted model, not a curated record. The transcript has 15 exons. Gene Ontology annotation, molecular function: nucleic acid binding; zinc ion binding. The coding region runs from base 56 to 1318 and encodes 420 amino acids.